Molecule: messenger RNA, 3380 nt
Organism: Salmo salar (Atlantic salmon)
Lineage: Eukaryota; Metazoa; Chordata; Actinopteri; Salmoniformes; Salmonidae
Source: RefSeq, a predicted model, not a curated record
UGCUGUGGCAGCAGAUGUUGAUGCUCUAAUGCCAAUUGAUACUAUUUCCCAGUCGGUUACCCAGUCGGUUUCCAAAGGAGGAUAAGAAGAGAAAAUAGCCGAGGCGUAGAACUCAUUCUACCGCUGCAUUGCUUCUGAUUUCUAAACGGAUAGCGGCUUUGGAAAGAUACGGAAACAGAGAAGAGGAGAGGAGAGGGACACAGCAAAGAGGAGAAAAGAGAGCGAGAGAGAGGGAAACAGCGAAGGGAGGAAGAAAGCAGAGCCGAGUGUGUUUACCACACCUGUGAUGCUGCGUUGUUUCUAGCAACCAAGACGCGCUGCGGGGAUACCAAUGUAAUGGCCAAGGUAGUGGACCCGGAGGAUGCGUGCCGCUGCUACUGCUGAGCCAACUGGACUUUGAUGCAGAGAGGCGCUUACUAACGGCGUAAAGAGACGCCCGGAGAAUAAAACAACCGGACACACAAAUCCGGGUUUACUACUACUGCUCAUUUAUCCCUGCUCUUUGUCUUUUGAAAGUUAAACCGGAGAAGUGCGAGCGGCUUAAAGCAGAGAAUGAUGCCGUUACACCUGACUCCCUUUGUCCGCGGGAGAUACAGCACGGCCACGUUGGUGAUGUCCUGCUGGCUGUUCCUCGCUGGAUUUACCUUCAUUGUUGGUACGGAGCACGUUGCCACGGCGACGCUUCCUGCCUCCUUCAACGAUCUGUUACCUCACUUCCUGGUGGAGCCUGACGAUGAGUACAUAGUGAAGAACAAGCCCGUCACCCUGACCUGUCGCUCCACUCCGGCAACACAGAUCUACUUCAAAUGUAACGGGGAGUGGGUCCAUCAGGAUGAUCACCUGAUAGACCGCAACGUGGACCCAGCAACAGGUCUGCCCAUCAUGCAAGUGAAGAUAGAUAUCUCCAGACAGCAGGUUGAGAAGAUCUUUGGUCUGGAUGACUAUUGGUGCCAGUGUGUCGCCUGGAGCACUACGGGAACCCAGAAGAGCCAAAAGGCAUACAUCAGGAUCGCCUACCUGAGGAAGAACUUUGAGGAGGAGCCAAUGGGGAAGGAAGUAGCGUUGAACCAGGAAGUGUUGUUACGCUGUCAUCCUCCAGAGGGCAUACCACCAGCUGAGGUGGAGUGGCAGAGGAACGAGCAUGUGAUCGACCCGGUAAGCGACCCCAAUUUCUUGGUGACUGCGGACCGUAAUCUGAUCAUCAAACAGGCCAGGCUGGCGGACACAGCCAACUACACCUGCGUGGCCAAGAACAUUGUGGCUCGACGCAAGAGCUCCCCCGCCGCUGUUCUGGUCUACGUAGAUGGAGGUUGGAGUGAUUGGUCUAACUGGUCUGAGUGCGGAGUGGACUGUUCCAUGUGGCGCAGUAGAGAGUGUACCCAGCCCUCGCCUGGCACCGGGGGCAAAGACUGCCAGGGCAUCGACCUCCAGUCACUCAACUGUACCAGCCAACAGUGUCUACAGACUGCCGAUGGAGUUGAGGAUGUAGCCCUCUAUGUGGGUAUUGUAGCCGUAGCUGUCUGUCUGACCCUCAUACUCAUCGUUGUGGUCCUGGUCUACCGCCGUAAGAAGGAGGGUCUGGACGCUGACGUAGCGGACUCCUCCAUCCUGACCACGGGCUUCCAGCCUAUGGGCAUCAAGCCUAGCAAGCCAGAGAACUCUCAUCUACUUACCAUCCAGCCUGACCUAACCACCACCACUACCAGCUACCAAGGAACCCUGCACUCACGUCACGACGGCACCAAACACACUGGCACCGCUAAGUUCUCAAUGACCAACGGUCCGCUCCUGGACCCUUUACCCAACGGGUCGCACCACACCUUACACAACGGGAAGUUAUCCUCUGACCCUGCUGAGUUUAUGACCCGGCUGUCCAAUCAGACGUACUUCAAGACGUUACCGCGGGACGUGGCUAACACAUCGUAUGGGACAUUCAACUUCCUGGGGGGUCGACUCACCAUCCCCAACACAGGCAUCAGCCUGCUGAUCCCUCCAGAGGCCAUCCCCAGGGGAAAGAUCUAUGAGAUAUAUCUCACCGCUCAGAGGAAAGAAGAUUUAAGGUUACCCCUGGCGGGCUGCCAGACCCUGCUGAGUCCCAUAGUGAGCUGUGGUCCUCCGGGGGUGGUUCUGACGCGGCCCACAAUUCUCAGCAUGGACCAUUGUUCUGACGCCUGUCCUGAGAACUGGGCCAUCAGGCUGAAGAAACAGAACUACGAAGGCGUCUGGGAGGACGUGUUAACGAUGGGGGAGGAGUUGAUCUCAGAGCCGUAUUACUGUCAGUUGGAAGCAGAGACGUGCAGAGUGUUCUCAGAGCAGUUGGGUCGUUUCUCUCUGGUGGGAGAAUCUCUAAACAUGGCCGCGGCUAAGCGUCUCCGCCUGGUGCUCUUCUCUGACUCAUACUGCUCUACCCUGGAGUAUAACAUCAGAGUCUACUGCAUGGAUGAUACACAAGAUGUCUUCAAGGAGGUGAUGCAGAUGGAGAGACAGCUAGGUGGUCGUCUGAUUGAUGAGCCCCACGUCCUGCUGUUUAAAGACAGCUACCACAACCUGCGCCUCUCCAUCCACGACAUGCCCCAGGCACACUGGAGGAGCAAACUACUGGCUGGGUACCAGGAGAUCCCAUUUUACCACAUCUGGAACGGUUCCCAGCGGUUCCUCCACUGUACCUUCACCCUGGAGCGGCUCAACCUCAGUACCUGUGAGCUCACCUGUCAGCUGUGUGUCUGGCAGGUAGAGGGGGAGGGACAGAGCUUCAGCCUCGACUUCAACAUCGCCAAGGACAGUCGGCCACUGGACCCGGAGUUCCUGCUGAUGGACAAUAACCCUAAUGGCACGGCUCUAGCAGGACCCAGUGCUUUCCAGAUCCCCUAUCUCAUCAGGCAGAAGAUCUGCAGCAGCCUGGAUAUACCUUGUCCCAACGGGGCCGAUUGGAGACUGUUGGCCCAGAGACUCAAACUGGACAGGCACAUGAGUUUCUUUGCGUCCAAGGCGAGUCCCACCAGUGUGAUUCUGGAUCUGUGGGAGGCCCAACACUUCCACAGUGGAAACCUGAACCAGCUGGCCACCGUCAUGGCCGACAUCGGCAAACAGGAAGCUAUGAUUUUCCUGGUCUCAGACGGAGAGUGCUAGCCCUAGCUCUGUCCCACACUGUCCCAACACUGCACCCUAUUCCCUAGAUAGUGCACCAAAGUAGGGGACUACCUAGGUAAUAGGGUGCCAUUUGAGAUCGGCCCACCUAAAAAGGUAGAGGACUGGAACAGGGUAAAAUAUACAGACACAUGAGAGGAGAGGAGAACACUCUCCCUUUCGCCCCUCCUUUACAAGAGAGAAGAGAAGAACAGAGCACUCCCCUUUUCAAGAGAGAAGAGAAGAACAGAGCA